UAAUGCAACUCUCCUGUUUGCACCGUCCCAAAAAUGAUUAAAACUUGUUACUUUAUAUUCCUAUUUUAUCCAUGUUUAAACGAACUGAUCGAUUUUUCCCGCGAUUUUAACUUAAAGUUUAAAGAUGGGAGUUGAGAAAAUUGUCGAUGAGCCUAUGAAUGUUGAAGCUUUACCAUCGACGAGUGGUUAUAAUGUAAAAAAUAAAGAAAAAGAUAAGAAAUCAGGCAAUUUGCCAUGGAUUGAAAAAUAUCGACCACAAAUAUUUUCUGACAUUGUUGGUAACGAAGACACAGUAUCCAGAUUAUCUGUAUUUGCUGAACAUGGGAACUGUCCUAAUAUCAUCAUUGCUGGACCACCGGGAGUUGGUAAAACUACAACUAUAUUAUGUUUGGCACGUAUUUUAUUAGGACCAGCGUUUAAGGAAGCAGUAUUAGAAUUAAAUGCUUCAAAUGAGAGAGGAAUAGAUGUCGUCAGAAAUAAAAUUAAAAUGUUUGCCCAAAAGAGGGUAAAUUUGGCAAAAGGAAAGCACAAAAUAAUAAUUCUAGAUGAAGCCGAUAGCAUGACUGAUGGUGCACAACAAGCAUUACGUAGGACAAUGGAGAUAUAUAGCAAUACAACUAGGUUUGCACUAGCUUGUAACACAAGUGAAAAAAUUAUCGAGCCAAUACAGUCACGCUGUGCCAUGUUAAGAUAUGGAAAAUUAUCAGAUGCACAAAUUUUAGCAAAGAUUAUUGAAGUUUGUAAGAAAGAAGAUGUUUCACAUACAGAUGAUGGUUUAGAAGCAAUAGUAUUUACUGCACAGGGUGAUAUGAGACAGGCUCUAAAUAAUUUACAAUCAACUUAUAAUGGUUUUGGACAUGUAAACAGUGAGAAUGUUUUUAAAGUCUGUGACGAACCGCAUCCGUUACUUGUUAAAGAAAUGUUGGAAUUAUGUGCACAGGGUAAAAUUUCCAAAGCAUAUGGGAUAAUGGAACAUUUAUGGAAAAUGGGAUAUUCUGCAGAAGAUUUGAUCAGUAAUAUAUUUAGAGUUUGUACAAAUCUAUCCAUCGAAGAACCAUUAAAAUUAGAUUUUAUAAAAGAGAUUGGAAUAACUCAUCUAGGAAUAGUGGAUGGAAUUAAUAGUUUACUACAAAUGAACAGUCUUCUUGCUAGACUUUGUCAAAAAGCUAUGCAGAAAUAAGAAUGAAUUCUACAAUAAGAACAUGUAAUUUAAGAAAAUAAAACUAUUUAUAUAUUUCUAUUACAUAA
This is a messenger RNA of Bombus pascuorum, 1248 nucleotides long. It is a transcript of the gene RfC4, whose product is annotated as replication factor C subunit 2. Gene Ontology annotation, biological process: DNA repair; DNA-templated DNA replication. The transcript is spliced from 6 exons. The coding region runs from base 125 to 1180 and encodes 351 amino acids. Gene Ontology annotation, molecular function: DNA clamp loader activity; ATP hydrolysis activity; DNA binding. Gene Ontology annotation, cellular component: DNA replication factor C complex; nucleus. NCBI's taxonomy places the organism in Eukaryota, Metazoa, Arthropoda, Insecta, Hymenoptera, Apidae. The record is from RefSeq and is a predicted model, not a curated record.